GGGUGGCGGCGGGGCUGCGGCGUUAGGCCCGGCGGCCGAGCCGUGGUGGCUGAGGCCAUGGCUUCUUCCUGGGCUGCGCUCUCGCCCAGCAUUGUGGAGUAUUUCGAGGGCGAGGACUUCUACCGCUGCGGAUACUGCAAGAACGAGUCGGGUAGUCGCUCCAAUGGCAUGUGGGCCCAUUCCCUGAUGGCACAGGAUUAUCAGGCUCUUAUAGACCGAGGAUGGCGAAGAAGCGGGAAAUACGUGUACAAACCUGUCAUGAAUCAAACAUGUUGUCCUCAGUAUACAAUAAGGUGCCGACCUUUGCAGUUUCAGCCCUCAAAAUCUCACAAGAAGGUUUUGAAAAAGAUGUUGAAAUUUCUGGCCAAAGGGGAGAUUUCCAAAGGACAUUGUGAAGACGAGCCCAUGGAUUCCCUAGUGGAGGAUGCUGUUGCGGGUGACUUUGCGUUAAUAAAUAAAUUGGACAUACAGUGUGACCUCACAACGCUAAGUGAUGACCUGAAACAGAGCCUAGAGAGUGAAGAGAAGGAGAAAGGAAAAAACGCAAAGGAAGAACCCAGGGACUUAAUUCAGUCACAACAUACAGAAGAGAAGUUGGGCUCUGGUGAACCGUCACAUUCAGUGAAAGCCCACACCGUUCCUAAACCAGGCAAGGGGGCUGAUUUGAGUAAGCCCCCAUGUCGAAAAGCAAAGGAAAUCCGGAAAGAAAGGAAAAGGUUAAAGCUUAUGCAGCCAAGUGCAGCCGGGGAACUCCAGGGUGUCCCGGCCCAAGGAGAACCGCCAUCUUUGAUCCCGCCAAAGGCUAAAUCCAACCAGCCCAAAUCCCUUGAAGAUUUAAUUUUUGAACCUUUACCGGAGGAUGCAGCCCACAAGUUAGAGGUGAGGCUAGUACCUGUCUCUUUUGAGGACCCAGAGUUCAAGUCGUCCUUCAGCCAGUCAUUUUCUUUGUAUGUCAAGUAUCAAAUGACCAUACACCAGGAUCCGCCUGAUGAAUGUGGGAAGACUGAGUUCACAAGAUUCCUUUGCAGCUCACCUUUGGAGGCAGAGAAUCCCCCGGACGGACCCGAGUGUGGUUAUGGCUCCUUUCACCAGCAGUACUGGCUUGAUGGGAAGAUCAUUGCUGUGGGCGUGAUUGACAUCCUCCCGCACUGCGUGUCCUCUGUGUAUUUGUACUACGACCCCGACUACUCCUUUCUGUCUCUGGGUGUCUACUCUGCGCUGAGAGAAAUUGCUUUCACUAAGCAACUUCAUGAGAAAGUGCUUCCACUCAGCUACUAUUACAUGGGUUUCUACAUUCAUUCCUGUCCCAAAAUGAAAUACAAGGGUCAGUACAGACCUUCGGAUUUGUUGUGUCCUGAGACGUAUGUUUGGGUCCCCAUUGAGCAAUGCCUGCCCUCGCUUGAAAACUCCAAGUAUUGCCGUUUCAACCAGGACCCAGAAGCAGUGGAUGAAGACCGCAGCAAGGAGCCUGACCGACUGCAGGUGCUGCACAAGAAAGCCGUGAUGCCUUACGGUGUGUAUAAGAGACAGCAGAGGGACCCCAGUGAGGAGGCGACCGUCCUGCAGUACGCGAGCCUGGUGGGGCAGAGCUGCUCCGAGAGGAUGCUGCUGUUCAGAAGCUGA
This is a messenger RNA of Orycteropus afer afer, 1623 nucleotides long. The record is from RefSeq and is a predicted model, not a curated record. NCBI's taxonomy places the organism in Eukaryota, Metazoa, Chordata, Mammalia, Tubulidentata, Orycteropodidae.